Messenger RNA from Talaromyces proteolyticus, 4376 nucleotides. RefSeq names its product ATPase-like protein. Gene Ontology annotation, molecular function: ATP binding; ATP hydrolysis activity; ABC-type transporter activity. Bases 1 to 4326 code for a protein of 1441 amino acids. The record is from RefSeq and is a predicted model, not a curated record. The transcript has 6 exons. Gene Ontology annotation, biological process: transmembrane transport. NCBI's taxonomy places the organism in Eukaryota, Fungi, Ascomycota, Eurotiomycetes, Eurotiales, Trichocomaceae. Gene Ontology annotation, cellular component: membrane.
AUGCUCUUUUCUGGUUGCUCCCAUGACAAUUCCUUCGGGCCAACCGUUUACGGGUGUCGAGAUGACUUUGACUUCACAAUUACAUUCGAAAGAAUUUUCUUCUCAUUGGUCCCCGCCUCUCUUUUUAUUGCCAUUGCUCUAGUAAGAGUAGUCUCUCUCGCCUGGAGACCACAAAUUGUCAAGGGAGCCAUUUUACGUUGGGUGAAAUUGGCUAUAACACUAGUUCCUAAUGCCUUUUUCACAUCCUCCAUGGCUGUGGAGCUCGUUUCCAGCCUCAGUGUUGCGGCGGUCUCAUUCAUAGAACACAGUCGGUCUCCACGCCCGUCAAUCUUGCUCCAUGUAUAUUUGCUUGUCACCAUAUUAUUGGACAUAGCCCAAGUACGCACCCUAUGGCUUGCCUCAACCAGUCCUGAUGACAUAAGAGUGACUGGCCUGGUGACAGCAGAAGUUGUGGUAAAGGCGUGCCUACUUUUGGUCGAGUCUCGAAGCAAGGCAAGAUGGACACGAUGGGAUCAGAAACAGCAUAGUCCUGAGGAGACCAGUGGUCUUUUUGGUCUCGCUGCCUUUGUCUGGAUAGACAGUCUCUUUAUGUCUGGGUUCAAAAAGGUAUUGACCAUAAAUGACUUGUUACCACUGGACAAGAGUAUGGCGACCGAGUCCUUGGAAAGAGCAUUAUGGGAUCGUAUACAAACUUUGAAGUCAAAUGGUCAGAAAUUGGGCCUCCUUAAAGCUUUAGUCCAGGCUCUCAAGACACCGCUUUUACUACCGGUUGUCCCUCGGCUUGCUUGGAUUGGAUUCCGAUUUUGCCAGCCAUUUCUCAUCCACACGCUCUUAGACCGCUUACAGGAACCCAACUCGGAUUCUUCAGAUCAUGCAAAAAAUGUAGGCUACAGCUUGAUUGGUGCGACAAUUCUUAUAUAUUCGGGAAUUGCCAUUUCAAGCGCAUUGUACUGGUAUUUACAUGAGCGAACCCUUUGCAUGUUCCGAGGAACCCUAGCUGGAGUUAUAUAUAAGAAAACAACGGAGAUAGAAUUGUCCUCCACACGCGACUCGGCAGCUCUAACCUUGAUGAGCACCGACAUUGAAAAGAUCAGGCUGGGCUUCUUGAAUCUCCACGAACUUUGGGCAAACACAGUCGAAGUUGCUCUCGCUAGUUGGCUGGUCGAGCGUCAGAUUGGGGCAGCGUUUGUUGCACCCCUGAUCAUAGUUUUCUGCUGUGCUGUUCUUGCUGCGUUCGUGAGUCGUUACGCCGAAGCAAGACAAAAGUCAUGGAUGGGAAAAAUACAGAAGAGAGUCAGACUCACAGCGAAUGUGAUUUCGGAUAUGAAACAUCUCAAGAUAUCUGGGCUUUCUAGCCCAGUAUAUGACUUGAUUCAAGAGAUGCGGGUUGACGAAUUGAAAGCUGCGUCUCGCUUUCGACUGGUCUAUGUCAUCGUUGCCACACUGGGCUACGUACCACUAGCUCUUUCCCCCGUGAUAACAUUUGCAGUCACAUCUCGCACUCUGGACGUCAGCAGAAUAUUCACAUCUGUGUCUUAUCUUCUACUUUUAGCUGACCCACUUGGGUACCUAUUUCAGAACAUUCCCAAUCUUUUAGCGGCCCUUGCUUGCAUUAACAGAAUCCAAGAAUUUCUGGAGAAGAACCCGCGGGUAGACUACAGGCUGCCAUUUGAAGCAGGGGUCGAGAAGAAGGAUUGGAAGACUGAGGGCCCAACGGAAAAGUUUGACCCGGCAAUAACUAUCAUCAAUGGAAGCUUUGGAUGGACGCCUGACAGAAUGGUCCUAAAGAACGUUGAUCUACACAUCACAAGGUCUCAACUCACGAUGGUUGUUGGACCGAUCGCAUCAGGCAAGUCUACCCUAUGCAAAGUCUUGCUAGGUGAGACGCCAUACUACCACGGGAAAGUCCUAAUUGACGCUGGGCUAUUAUCUCGACAAGUGGGAUAUUGUGAUCAGACACCAUACCUGUCCAACACUACUAUCCGAGAAAACAUUCUUGGGUUCGCUGCUUACAACGAAAGAAAAUACCGAGAGGUCAUAGAAGCGACCAUGCUCAAGGCGGACCUCUCUACACUUCCUAAAGGAGAUGAAACAGUGAUCGGCAGUAAUGGGAUUACUUUAAGUGGAGGCCAGAAGCAACGAUUGUCAACGGCCCGUGCCUUGUAUACUGAUUCAAAGUUGUUCAUGUUUGACGACGUGCUCAAGGGCCUGGAUGCUGUUACGGAAGAGCAAGUCUUCCAUCGCGUGUUCGGCCCCGGAGGUCUAUUGCGUCGCAGGAAUGCCACGGUGAUUUUAUGUACCCAUUCUGUUCGAUAUCUACAACAUGCGGAUUACGUAGUGGCCUUAGGAGAAGAGGGCCGUGUUGUUGAGCAAGGCACAUUUUCCAGCCUAAUUUCCAGUACAAAAUACGUCCGAAGCCUUGGGAUCAAAAUCUCAGAUGUAAUGAACGCGCGUAUGGAUGAGGAGGAUGAAGACCGGCGACGAUCGAAACCGGAAUUGAAACCUGUCACGCUAACUGAGACUUCUAGUUCCAUGGACAAAAAGGCAAGAAUGAAUGGCGACCCAACUGUCUAUCGUCAUUAUUUGGCGAGUAUUGGAAAGCGAUUCAUUGCCGUGUUCGUCGUGUUUGGGCUCGGAUGGGGCUUUUUCUACAACUGGGGGACCAUUUGGCUACAAUAUUGGUCCAACAAUGUUUCAUCUUAUCCAACACAUACUAGCUCAUUCUACAUUGGUCUCUAUGCCUUAUUUCAGGUCGCAUAUAUUUGCUGUCUUCUGUUGUGCUUCCUGAUAUGCUUCCGAACUAUGAUUCGAAUAUCUGGAUCUCGACUUCAUAAGGCAGCGUUAGCCACAGUCAUUAAUGCGCCAUUGAAAUUUUUCGCGACUACUGAUACCGGCCUGGUGACCAAUUUGUUCUCUCAAGACAUGACUUUGAUCGAUAACGAGCUCCCUAUUGCUCUCACUAAUCUUGCUAUGGACAUGCCAAAUGCUACUGGCAUGGCAGCCGUCGUAGCAAUAUCUUCACCAUAUCUUGUUAUCUCGUACCCCUUUAUCUUCGCCGUUUUGUACGGAAUUCAAAAGUUCUACCUCCGAACAGCGCGCCAACUUCGACUCCUAGACCUUGAAACCAAAAGUCCACUUUACACCCACUUUCUCGACACCGUGAAAGGUGUAGCAACAUUCCGCGCCUUCGGCUGGGUCCAAGCUGGUAUUGCCGCAAACAAUGAACUUCUUGAUACUUCACAACAGCCAUUCUAUCUCCUGGCCAUCGCUCAGCGGUGGCUCGGAUUCUCGCUCCAGCUAGUUGUUGCUCUCUUGGCAAUCAUGGUUGUGACCUUGUCUACGCAGCUCGGAUCUCGCGCAGGUCUGACUGGUGCUAGCUUGGUGACGCUGAUGACCUUCGGUGACAUUCUGAACUAUAUAAUGGGAUUUUUAACACAGCUGGAGACGUCUAUCGGUGCCAUCAGCCGGCUAAAACACUUCAGUGAGGAUGUAAUGCCCGAGGGCUCGCCAGAGGAAGAUUUCAUCCCCCCUUCCGAGUGGCCUAGUAGAGGAUUUAUUCAUAUUGAUGGGGUAUCAGCUUCUUACGACGCGAGCGAUGAUGACAAAAGCACGCUCGCUGUAAGCAAUCUUACCCUGACCAUUCAGGCGGGAGAAAGAGUUGUCAUCUGCGGUAGAACAGGAAGUGGUAAAUCCUCCGUAAUCCUCCUUCUCCUCCGCCUCUUGGACCCUCUCCCGAUGUGCGCUGAAAACAUCACUAUCGACGAUACGCCUCUUCAUAAAAUCGACCGCAUAGCCUUGCGUCAGAGAAUAAUAGCCAUCCCGCAGGACGUCGUGUUCCUUCCAGACGGUACGACAUUCAAAUCCAACCUCGAUCCAUUUGCUGUUUCGACCAAUGGCGAAUGUCAAGAUGCCCUCAAAACCGUGGGCCUAUGGCCAUUUGUGACUGAGCGCGGGGGUCUGGAAGGACCAUUGGAUCCUGAUACGCUCUCACAAGGACAGAAGCAGCUUUUCAGCCUAGCUCGAGCAAUCCUGCGCCGAAGGAUUCGUGAUCGGGACGCCCCCGAGAACGGAAAAGGAAUUCUACUUCUAGACGAGAUUGGAUCUGGCGUUGAUAUAAGUACAGACCAAGACCUGCACGUAAUUAUUCGAAAGGAGUUUCGAGGAUAUACCAUUGUUAUGGUUAGCCAUCGAUUGAAAACAGUCAUGGAUUUUGAUACGGUUGUGGUAAUGGACAAGGGCUGUAUGGUUGAGAAGGGAGAGCCACAGUUGUUAGUUAGAGAAGAAGGGAGUCGGUUUGGAGAAUUAUGGGUGGCUAGUCAAGGCUAAUGGAGUUUAUCAGUAUGCAAAUAGGUCUCCUUCUAGUUGGCUUUAUAAAG